GACUCAUAGGCCACGCUGAAUCUCCCGCGAACGCAGCCAUUUACUUCUUCCCUCUCGUCGCAGCAACACCGGUGAAUCAUGACCGAACAAACGUGGGUGGCACAGUUCAAGCUGGUGUUAGUUGGAGAUGGAGGCACCGGGAAGACGACUUUUGUGAAGAGGCACAUCACAGGAGAGUUUGAGAAGAAAUAUGUUGCUACUCUUGGUGUAGAGGUGCACCCGCUGAUUUUCCAUACCAACAGAGGAGCGGUCAAGUACAAUGUUUGGGACACAGCCGGACAGGAGAAGUUCGGAGGGCUGAGAGAUGGCUACUACAUUCAAGCUCAGUGUGCUAUCAUCAUGUUUGACGUCACCUCAAGAGUCACCUAUAAGAACGUACCAAACUGGCAUCGUGACCUGGUCCGUGUCUGUGAGAACAUUCCCAUUGUCCUUUGCGGAAACAAAGUUGACAUCAAAGACAGAAAAGUCAAAGCCAAGAGCAUUGUGUUUCACCGCAAAAAGAACCUGCAGUACUAUGACAUUUCUGCAAAGAGUAACUACAACUUUGAGAAGCCUUUCCUGUGGCUAGCAAGGAAGUUGGUUGGCGAUCCUAAUCUGGAGUUUGUGGCUAUGCCCGCACUUGCUCCCCCAGAGGUCCAAAUGGACCCCGUUCUUGCAGCAAGAUAUGAGGAAGAACUUCAAGUUGCAUCACAAACCGCACUCCCUGAUGAAGAAGAUGACCUUUAACCUGUUACUUGCAUUGUCCCUCUAUCCCUCUACACCGUGGACAGGAAGCUGUUGGAAUUUUCCCCCUUACUGUAAAAUCCCUUUUCAGAUUUUUUAUUUGACAUUUUUUUCUGUUUUAAAGCUAAGAAAAACUUGGUGAAAUGGUUGUUGUUCUAAUUUCACUGUUAAAGACGCACCCACCCUAGUGUUGUCGUUGGCACGGCAAUGUGCUACUCUUCAUCGUCAAGCAACCACCACUGCACUUACCCAGCUCACAUAAUGCUGUUGUAUGGUGUAAUGGAGGCACUAAGUGAAGAAAACUUUGAAUAAAAACAUUCUCAAUUUAA
This is a messenger RNA of Labrus bergylta (ballan wrasse), 1052 nucleotides long. RefSeq names its product RAN, member RAS oncogene family (gene ran). Gene Ontology annotation, molecular function: GTPase activity; GTP binding. Gene Ontology annotation, biological process: ribosomal subunit export from nucleus; protein import into nucleus. Gene Ontology annotation, cellular component: cytoplasm; nucleus. NCBI's taxonomy places the organism in Eukaryota, Metazoa, Chordata, Actinopteri, Labriformes, Labridae. The record is from RefSeq and is a predicted model, not a curated record.